AACCCAGGUUCAUUUCUGUAACGUCUGGAUGCAGACUUGUAACAUUUAACACCCCUUGGAAGAGCACCGGCUGCAACACAAGGAGUCCUCUUAACAACCCUAUAAGUUUUUGGACACCCAUCACCCACCUACCUUAGCGUCAUGGCAAACCGAGGCCCUGCUUAUGGACUCAGUCGAGAAGUUCAGCAGAAGAUCGACCGACAGUACGAUCCUGAACUGGAACAGAUCCUCAUCCAGUGGAUUGGGGCCCAGUGCGGGCCAGACAUCGGGGAGCCCCAGCCGGGCAAAGAAAACUUCCAGAAAUGGCUGAAAGAUGGCACGGUGCUUUGCCUGCUGAUCAACAGCCUGUAUCCUAAGGGCCAGGGACCUGUGGCCAAGAUCCAGUCUUCUAGCAUGGCCUUCAAACAGAUGGAACAGAUUUCUCAGUUCUUGCGCGCAGCCGAGAAGUACGGCAUCCUGGCGUCGGACAUAUUCCAAACCGUGGAUUUAUGGGAAGGGAAAAACAUGGCCUGUGUGCAGAGGACCCUGAUGAACCUGGGGGGCUUGGCAGUGUCCAAAGACGAUGGCUUCUUCGCUGGAGACCCCAACUGGUUUCCAAAGAAGUCUCAGGAGAAUCGCCGGGCCUUCUCGGACGACAAACUCAAAGAGGGGCAGAACGUCAUUGGGCUGCAAAUGGGGACAAACCGAGGGGCUUCGCAGGCGGGCAUGACGGGCUAUGGGAUGCCGCGUCAGAUCCUCUGAGCCUCCUCCCUCGCCGCCUCCAGUAUCUUCCUUUCCAGAGAACCUCUCCAAAUUUCUCUUCCAAGAAUCAAACACUUUGGGAUUCUCAUUCUUUCGCCAGACUGUUGCUCCUUUCGUCUGUCUUUUUUUAUAUAUAUAUAUAUAAAAAAAAAACCUCUAGGUUUUCUUCAGUCAUAUCUUCCCAUUCAUGCUUUUCAUGCCACAGCUGGAAUUGUAUCUUUUUUCUACCCCCCCAAAACAUCUCAUGACCCUUCGUUUCUCAAAGGGAUCCUAAGUCUCGAUUUUUUCUCCUUCCAUCCCCUCUCAUGACCAAUACUUCUUAAUCGAGCUGAGUCCAAGAACGGGGUGUGCUUCCCCAUCCUGCCUGCCCUGCCCCAAAGUUUCUUGUGGCCCCAAAUAUUUUAAAAGGAGCCUUUAAAAGGAACUACCCUCUGACCUUCAAAGGCUGGUGCCUGCACUUUAAGGUAGCUUUUUUGGACCAAAACAAGGGUUGCAUUUCUCUUCUGGACCAAAAUAACCACUUUUUUUUUUUAAAGGGUGUUUCUAAAGUUACACCAGGUUGUUAUGUUUCAUCCCAGAGCACCGCUAGAUCCUCUAGAUGCUGAGCUGUCAUACUGCAUGUCUUAAUUUUGGGUGAAUUGUUGGCGGUAAUGUACACAGUCACGCCCACUCCACCUUCAAACGAUAGGAAAAUCGGGUGAUUCACCCCUUUCUCCAGAAAGUCACCAUUGGGGAGCUGGGUGCUUCAAGAUCCCGAUCUACCACUUCCUGGGCUCAGCUUUUUUUUUGGGAGGGGAGUGGUGUUAACAGAAGAGGGGACAGAGCUACGCAGCUGAUCCUGGUCUAGCGUGCUUCUGUUUCUCUCCAGGCAAAAUCCUUAAAUCAGGCAUCUGGGGAACCUGCCCUGGGGUACCGAGAUCCAUGGUGCUGCCUGCCCCCCUCCGCCCCCCUCCCCAGCUUGGCCCAGCCCAGCCUCGCCUUCUGGAGCUUUGCUGAGUCUUCAUUGCCUGUUUGGGGCAAAGCCAGGCGUGAUGAAUGACCUGAACUUUGAAAUGGCGUGGAAAGUAUUCUGCCUCAAGGCCAUUGAUAAGAAAUAAAGGUUGCUCAAUCCUUUUGUUUA
Python bivittatus (Burmese python) is the source of this 1861-nucleotide messenger RNA. Lineage: Eukaryota; Metazoa; Chordata; Lepidosauria; Squamata; Pythonidae. The record is from RefSeq and is a predicted model, not a curated record.